UCUUAGUGCUGGGAGAAGUGUGGGUUUUUUUUUUCUGUGCAAUAAGACUAAUCAGGGUAGCGUUCCUUAAAUGUGAGUGACUUGCACUGGUGAAAUGCUCCAAUCCCCAUUGUUUCACUUAGAUAUUAUUAACCUUUUUCUGUAGCAAUCCGAAUUUGCACUGCUGACUUUUCUUCUGUGCCCUCAGUGCUGCUUGUUUCAUCUUCAGUGAAGAAACUUAUAGAUGUCUAAAUGCUAACAUAUUGGAGUGGAAGCUGAAUUUUGUGACUUGUGAAGUCUUGUGAACCCUGCAUAUGUUCAUUGCUGCUAUUGGACUCCCGUUCUAUUAGAUUUCAGCUCCCUUCCUCCUGAGUGGAAUUAAGAGAAUCUUGACAGCUAAUCCCUUGUAUGCUUGUGGAGACAAAGGCAACCAGCCAUGCUUUCAGAAGCCCUUCCUUGCUUCCAGUUACUCCGGAUGGGCCCAGUGUCUCCGGGGGAUUCACCCAACCGGGAUCUUUACACCUUCCGACCGGCCAGGCCCAGCUGCAUCUAUCGGCUGGGCCGUCGGGCCGAGGUCUGUGAUGUUGUUCUGGUGUCGGAGCAGAAUCCAACCUUGAUCUCCCGGAUCCAUGCAGAGAUCCAUGCUGAGAGGGACGCUGACAGCGCAGCUGGGGAGUGGCGUGUGGGCCUGGUGGACUACAGCAGUCAUGGUACUUACGUCAAUGCCGUUCGUACUCCCCACGGCCAGCGUGUGGAUUUGAAUGAUGGGGAUCUUCUAACGUUUGGUCACCCCAACCCUGUGCCGGAGGGCUGCACACUGCUACCACCACAUGGCAACUCAGAGUUCUACUUCCUCUUCCAGAAAGUCCACGUCAGGCCCCAGGAUUUUGCUGCUAUCACUGAGCCCAAAGCUCCUUGGGCUUCUUCCUGCGGCUUCAGGCCAGUGCUGCCCUCUGGCAACCACCGCAUCCGCCCGCUUUCCCGCCACUCGCCGACCUCCCUUUCCUGCCGUUCCAAAGCCACCCUCAUCCUCAGCUCCAUUGGCAGCCUCAGCAAACUUAAGCCGCAGCCGUUCACCUUCUCUCUCGACCGGGGCCGCCCCACGGAAGCCCCCGCCCAGCCAAGAACCUCUCGGAAUCGCCGCAAGUCGGCGCACACGCUUCUGCCUGAGCUGGAGGAUGAGAUCACCCGCCUGGAAGAGGAGCAGCCGCCCCCAGUCAAAGUCCAGCGGUUGGGCAACUACGCACAUUGUCACGGCGACCCUUUGCGGCUGCCACCAAGAGCGCCAGAGGGAAGCAAGAACCCACACAAAGAUCUGAGGCCAAAGCUUCACAUCACACCCACUGG
Molecule: messenger RNA, 1326 nt
Organism: Pogona vitticeps (central bearded dragon)
Lineage: Eukaryota; Metazoa; Chordata; Lepidosauria; Squamata; Agamidae
Source: RefSeq, a predicted model, not a curated record